AGCCCGUAUGAAGGCGGGAUGGAAAGGGAUGCUUUAUUUAUUCUCCGAUCUCUUCCUCUGGUCUCCCUUAAUCCAAUUUUUUUGGUCUGAAUUUGUGUAGGGUUUCGAGGUCGUCGCUGGUGGAUCAUCGCUUCAGUUACACCCGCGACUGCGAUGGCUUCCCCAACACCUACAGUGAGGGCAACUCCUCAGGGAGGGAUUUUUGACCAUUAUAAUCCCUCGAAAUAUGACCCCAAGAACCCCAUCACUCUCUUCAUCAUUCAAGCCGGCAUUAUCAUUAUCAUAUGCCGGGCCCUCCAUUACCCUCUUUCAAAGAUUCGCCAGCCUCGAGUCAUAUCUGAGGUUAUUGGUGGCAUUAUUCUAGGUCCGUCAGUCAUGGGAAGGAUACCUGGAUUCCGUGCUGCGAUCUUCCCGGAUGAAUCGAUACCCAAUCUCAAUCUCGUGGCCAACCUAGGACUGGUUCUUUACUUGUUUAUUAUUGGCGUUGAAACAAAUAUGCGCUCCAUGUUGAGCAAUUGGAGGGUUGCCGUAAGUGUAUCUGCAGCUGGUAUGGUCCUACCGUUCGGGUUCGGCUGUGCAAUUUCAUAUGGCUUGUACAACGAAUUCAGAGACGACCCGUCUCUGUCCCCGAUCAGUUUUGGAACUUACGCUCUCUUCAUUGGUAUCGCAAUGGCUAUCACGGCCUUCCCUGUCCUUUGCCGUAUCCUAACGGAGCUUGAACUCCUCAACACGACAGUAGGCGAGAUAGUGCUUUCUGCUGGAGUCGGUAACGACAUUGUUGGCUGGAUUCUCCUCGCCCUCUGCGUUGCUCUUGUCAACGCAAGUACUGGACUGACUGCCCUCUGGGUCUUGCUGACUUGUGUUGGAUUCAUCCUAUUCUUAACUUUCGCUGUUCGGCCCGUGUUCAUCUGGUACCUGAAGCGUACUGGCAGCCUACAUAACGGCCCUGAUCAGUCUGUGGUCGCGCUGACUUUACUUCUCGCACUGGGUGCUGCAUUCUUUACUCAGGUCAUAGGCGUGCACGCAAUUUUUGGUGGGUUCUUAGUCGGACUCAUCUGCCCGCAUGAAGGAGGGUUUGCCAUAAAGACCACGGAGAAGAUCGAAGAUUUAAUCGGAGCCAUCUUCCUUCCUCUAUACUUUGCGCUUUCUGGGCUUAACACUAAUAUUGGGCUGCUGGAUACUGGAAUAAUCUGGGGUUACGUGAUCGCUGUCAUCGUCAUUGCUUUUGUAGCUAAAGUCUCUGGAGGGAUGCUUGCGUCUCGACUGAAUGGUCUUGUUUGGAGGGAAAGUGCUGCUAUCGGCGUAUUAAUGAGCUGUAAGGGGUUGGUUGAACUUAUUGUCCUGAACAUCGGUCUUCAAGCGAAAAUUCUCAGCGGCCGAACUUUUACGAUAUUCGUCGUCAUGGCGCUUGCUACUACAUUUGCUACGACACCGCUUACUCUUUAUCUGUACCCGGAGCCGUAUCGAGAUAGAAUGGAGAGGUGGAGGCGCGGCGAGAUCGACUGGGAUGGAAAUGAAAUCUCGUCUGAGAGUGACCCUUCAGGCAGUUCAGGUAUCGCCCAGCAGAAAGCACGAGGUUCAUCUACCCAGAAGUUCCUCGUUUAUUUACGACUCGACAACUUGGCAGGGCUGUUUACCUUUGUCUCUCUGUUGGGUCUUGGAGAUGAUACAAAAACUACUAGCAGUAAGGUCCACCAUCGCCACGAGGACCGGAAAAACGAGAUGCCCGCCAGCAAAGAACGCCCUGUGGAAGUUCAUGGGCUUCGUUUGAUUGAACUUACAGACCGUGAUUCUAGUGUAAUGAAGGUAUCAGAAGUUCGUGAUUACAGCUUCAGCGACCCAAUCCUGAAUACGUUCAGGACCUUUAGCCAGCUGAACACACUUGCUGUGUCUGGUGCCGUCGUUAUUUCUCCUGAGCACGCGUACGCCGAGACCAUUGUCAACAAGGCUCGUGAUCUCUCAUCAGAUUUUAUUCUUCUUCCUUGGAGCGAAACAGGGGUCAUGAGUGAACAUCAGAUUCUCCUCUUCGACGAUAAAACAGAAAAAUUCUCGAGCGGACCUCAUGCUGCAUUUGUGUCUAAUGUCCUGAAACAGGCGAAAUGCCCUGUUGGAGUUUUUGUUAACAAAGGGUUUGGCGGACUACAGUUAACCAGGCCACAACCUGGACAUUUGAGCCGUUCCGUCAGCGGUACUAGUGUUUAUAAAGCAACCGACAUUACGUUGUCUCCGGCUCUGAACCAAGGACAUCAUAUUUUCUUUCCUUACCUUGGGGGUGCGGAUGAUAAAGUUGCACUCCGCCUCGUCCUCCAGCUGGCUAAAAACACAGCCGUAACUGCUACGAUUUUGCAUGUUGAUACAAACGAUGAAACUAGCGCCGCCUCUCCUGCGCAAGGAGGUCCCAAUACGCCAUCAACCUCAACCUGUCAGGAUAAGGAUACUGAUAAUUCCUUCUUUAAUACCCUCCGUGAUUCCAUACCAGAGGCACUCAGUUCCCGUGUGAUUUUCCAGGAUCUUACAACAGCGCCAGCAACUAUAGUCACUGCUGUCCUAGACGCCGCAAAAGCUGACGUUGGAAAUUCGAAGGAAAAUACCGGCGACCUGGUCAUCGUCGGCCGUAGUAACGUGGCCACUGGCACACUGACAUCCGCAGGACUGUCGUCCUCCUCAGGAGAGAUCGCUUCGGAAGCAAAGAGGGCACUUGGUGCGCUUGGCGAGGCGAUGACGUCAACAUCGAAUGCCGUCCAAGCGAGUGUGCUUGUGGUGCAGGCUGGUCCGAACGUAUAA
Messenger RNA from Histoplasma capsulatum G186AR, 2784 nucleotides. RefSeq lists its product as uncharacterized. Gene Ontology annotation, biological process: proton transmembrane transport. NCBI's taxonomy places the organism in Eukaryota, Fungi, Ascomycota, Eurotiomycetes, Onygenales, Ajellomycetaceae. Gene Ontology annotation, molecular function: antiporter activity. Bases 154 to 2784 code for a protein of 876 amino acids. Gene Ontology annotation, cellular component: membrane. The transcript has 4 exons. The record is from RefSeq and is a predicted model, not a curated record.